GUCCCGUUUGGGCGUAAACCGAGUCCUCUGCCCCCGCACAUCUGCCCCGCUCCCCCCGCUGCAGGGCUCCGUGUUCCCCCGCUGCAGGGCUCCGUGUUCCCCCGCUGCAGGGCUCCGUGUCCCGGGGCGGCGCCGGUCUGGACUCCGCUCUCCGCGCUCUGCUCCGGGGCUGAUGAGGAGCUGCGUUCAGCUGCGGAGGAGGAGGCGGAGGAGAGAGACAUGUGACCGGGGACAGGAAGACACCCGGAGGCUGCGGACGGAACCAGAGGGAACCAGAGACCCGCACUGGAACCGCCCCGGACCAGGACCAGGAGCAGGGACGGAGACAGGCCUGGGAUCGGGACUAAACCGGGACUGAACCAGGACUAAACCAAGACGGACUCUUUGGACCGGAGCCAGGAUGCGGUGCUCGUGCCUCCGGGGCUUGUGUCAGUACGAAACCACCAAACUGGUCCGGAUCCAGAGCGUGCGCCUCGGGUCCCUGAAGUGGGCUCUGAACGGAACCAUCCUCCUCUUCAUCUGUGUUCUUCUGGUGUGGAACCGUCGUUAUCAGGAGUUUGAUUUGGUCGUCAGCUCCGUCACGUCCAAAGUGAAGGGAGUGUCUCAAGUGUCUGUGCCCGAGAUGGGAAAAGGAGCCUGGGACACGCUCGACUACAGCCCCCCCUCCCAGGAUAAAAACUCGUUCUUUGUGGCGACGAACCUGAUCGUGACGCGUGGACAGAGACAAGGACGCUGCGCCGAGGUGCCUGCCAGGGGUCGCACCUGUCGUUGGGACAGAGAUUGUGAGAAAGGCGUGUGGGAGAAGCAGAGUCACGGGGUUCAGACUGGAGCUUGUGUGAAGUUUGACAUCCUGAAGAAAACCUGUGAGAUCUCAGCCUGGUGCCCCGUGGAGACCAAGACCGCUGCCCCCAGACCGGCUCUUUUUGUAGCAGCUGAAAAUUUCACCGUCCUGAUCAAGAACAACAUCCGCUUCCCCGCCUUCAACUACAUCAGGAGGAACAUUCUGCCCUGGAUGAGCGAGUCGUACCUGAAGAACUGUGAGCGUAAACUGGACCCUCUGUGUCCCAUCUUCAGACUCGGGGACAUGGUGAAGGAGGCGGGCGAGAACUUCCACGAGCUCGCUGUGGAGGGGGGCGUCAUCGCUGUGCAGAUUAAGUGGGACUGUAACCUGGACCGUCUGACUCACCGCUGUCUGCCCCAGUACAGCUUCAGACGAGUCGACCAGAAACUGUCCAACAAAACCCUGUCCCCAGGACUCAACUACAGGUUUUCUCGGUUCCAUGUGGUGGACGGUGUGGAGGAGAGGACGUUGUUUAAAGCGUUCGGGAUUCGUUUCGAUGUUCUCGUCUUUGGGCAGGCCGGACGCUUCAGCUUCAUCCAGCUCCUGCUCUACAUCGGCUCCACCCUGUCUUACUACGCCCUGACGACGGUGUUUCUCGAUUGGUUGAUUGACACCAGGUGUUAUUCUGUGGAGGCGGGACACAGAUAUUCUGAGAAGAAAGUGGAGGCUCUGCAGGACACGCCCACGGGGGUGCUGUGUGUGUCUUUUGUGGAUGAGCCGCAUGUGCGUUUGGUGAAAAGGUCUCAGAAGAAAAACCUGCAGAACGUCAAACCCAUGAGUGUCCAGAGCCGCCAGGACGACCCCGGACAUUUCCAGGCCGUCGUCUCUCUGCUCCAGUCCGACCCCGAGAUCCACCCGCUGUCCGACAAACCCUCUGACUCCUCCCCCUCCACUCCUGUGACCCCGCCCCCCGUGGCCCCGCCCCCCUGGUGUAAGUGCUCGUGCUGCAGUCCGUCGUCGGUCCUGGUGGAGGCGCUGUGCUGCCGCGUGGCCCCGGGGCCGUGUCUGUCGUCGUCUCCGGUGUUCGAGCGUCUCGUGUUGUGGCGCCCCCUGCUGGAGUCGUGUCUGCGGUACGAGGACCCGCUGGGCGCCUCCCACAGGAGCGCGAGGGAGCUGCGGCACCGCGCCUACGCCCAGUACGUCCUCUGGAGGUUCGGCCCCGCCCCCUCGCUGCCCUCGCACGCCACGCCCGUCAUCCCCCGCUGCUGCGUCCGGACCAUCCGCCAGCGCUACCCCAGCGACGACGGACACUACAGCGGCGUCCGGCCAAUCACAGCACAGCAGGGGCGGGGCCUGGACAAGAGUGGCCAAUGAGGAAGCAGCUCCAACUUUUCUGAUCGUCUCUUUUUUUCAUUAAACUCUGUAAAACUCCGAGUUCUGCCUCUGAGUCUCUGUGUCUGAGUCCAUGAACCUGUCCUCACCUGUCUUCACCUGCCCUCACCUGCCUUCACCUGCCCUCACCUGCCUUCACCUGCACCU
This is a messenger RNA of Boleophthalmus pectinirostris (great blue-spotted mudskipper), 2320 nucleotides long. RefSeq names its product purinergic receptor P2X, ligand-gated ion channel, 7 (gene p2rx7). Gene Ontology annotation, biological process: monoatomic cation transmembrane transport; response to ATP. Gene Ontology annotation, molecular function: purinergic nucleotide receptor activity; extracellularly ATP-gated monoatomic cation channel activity; ATP binding. NCBI's taxonomy places the organism in Eukaryota, Metazoa, Chordata, Actinopteri, Gobiiformes, Gobiidae. The transcript has 13 exons. The coding region runs from base 401 to 2155 and encodes 584 amino acids. Gene Ontology annotation, cellular component: nuclear inner membrane; plasma membrane. The record is from RefSeq and is a predicted model, not a curated record.